AAAGAAGUACACAUCAUGGAACGUUGGCAAAAUCGUGUAGCUGUCGUGACUGGUGGCAGUUCCGGCAUUGGUGAGGCCAUUGUAGAUGAAUUGCUUCAGGCAGGACUGGUGGUUGUGGCGCUGGCUCGUCGUGUAGAGCGUCUGGAGAGCCAUAAGCGGUCGUUGCCCGAGGAGCAACAGAAACGUCUGCACACGAUUGGCACAGACGUUUCCUCCAAAAAAUCAGUGGACGAUGCUUUUGACUGGGUCGAGGAGAAGCUAGGUGGCAUUGAUAUACUCGUCAAUAAUGCGGGAACUAUGACCCUAGGGAACUUGGUUAGCAUGGACAUAGAGAAGGUACAAAGCACGGUGCAAGUAAAUAUAAUGGGCGUGGUCUACGCCACACAGCGGGCUUUCAAGUCGAUGAAGGAACGAAGCUUUGAUGGACAUGUGGUGACCAUAAAUAGCGUUUUGGGCCAUCAUAUAGAUAAUUUGCCAGGUGUUGCACCCCAAUUUAAUAUAUAUCCGCCCACAAAGUACGCAGUUACGGCCAUGUCAGAGAUCUUUCGACAGGAAUUUGAGGGCCUAAACACGGGCAUAAAAAUGACAAGCGUCAGCCCCGGUCUGACAGAUACCGAAAUUGUUCCGGAUGUGUUUAAGAAACGUGUGAAGAACAUUUUGAAGCCUAAAGAUGUGGCUGAUGUGGUGUUAUUUGUAAUCUCCACGCCCCCCCAUGUGCUUAUUCCAGAGGUCAAGGUUCAGCCCGUACGGCCUCUUUAGCUCUAAGACUAAGGUGUCUCCAUUAAACAAGCUUUAAACGAUUACUUUUAUAUAUCUCAUAUUAGACAUGAGGAAUCAGUGAAAACUCCAUAAUAUAUCUAUGUAUAUACAA
Molecule: messenger RNA, 871 nt
Organism: Scaptodrosophila lebanonensis
Lineage: Eukaryota; Metazoa; Arthropoda; Insecta; Diptera; Drosophilidae
Product: farnesol dehydrogenase-like
Exons: 2
Coding region: 16-759 (247 amino acids)
Source: RefSeq, a predicted model, not a curated record